GCUGCAGCCAGCAGUCUGUAAGCAGGAGCAGCGGAUCGGAUGGGGUGACCAGGCGAUCGCACACCGCACUGAACGUCCGACCUCUGCUUUCCCUCCACAUCCCCUAAUAACGAGUGAUAGAGAGCCGCCACUCCGCCUCCCGGCAGGUCUUAUCGCCUUUCUUGAGCCACAAGGAGAUGGGAUGGAAUGAAACAGAAGUGUGUUAAUAAAGGCAAUUCCUUGGACUAUUCUCGGACAUCAAGACUUGCAAAAACAUUAUUAUAGUAUUUGGUGUGACCAGAGGGCUAAAGUAAAACAAUGGCAAAAUCGAGAUCCAGGUCGCCUCAUUGGAAACACAGGCUGCCAACUCAUAGAAGCCCUGAGCACUACAGGCAGAGACAUCUGAGCAAUGAAGGAUUUUGUAGAGGUCAAAGAAGACCCAUGCACUGGGAUGAAGAAAGACCUGAACCAAACAAUUCACGGAUACCACCAUAUAAUCGGCUCAAUGACAGACCAUAUGACCAGAGUUUUCUUACCCCAGACCUAAGAAAACCUCCUUUGGAACCUGUCAAUCGGCCAAAAAGAAUCUAUUCCCCAGAGAGACAUGGAGAACCCAUUAAAAGAUUCCCUGCAAAAUACCCAGAUGAUGUCCCACACAGAGAUCAUGAGCGUGAUUUGUAUCCUCAUCGGAGCCACGGACGAAACGCACACAGUGAUUCAAAUGGUUUUCAGGUGGGAAGACGAGAAGACAACUUUCAUGAACCUCACCACAGAGAAAAUGACUGGGAAAGACGUGAAAAUGAAAAUCACUGGAACCAAGAAGUACACACGGAUAAUUAUUUCACGCCAGCAAGAAGAAAUUCAGAAGAGCAUGGCUGUUUUCAGAAGAGGUAUCCUGAGGAUCGUAAUUUUAGAGAGCAUGGUCAGCCUCUCUCCAAAAGACCUAGGGAAGCUGAAAGACUUGAGUUCAGACCGCCACCAAGAAAUUCCCAGUGGAAGUCAGAACAUACAUAUCGAACGUAUCAUGGCAACGACUGGCCAAAAGACGCUGACGUGAGAAAACCCAGCCCCAUCCUUCACCGCGCAAACUCUGGGGAGUUCACAAAGCUAAAAUAUGAUUACAGUCAUAAAUCACCUCCUUAUGCUGGUGUGGAACUGUUGUCUGAUGUUAACUGUAUUGACACAUACAACCGGCAGGAGGAAAGAAAACCUGUUCAUGGAAAGAGUUCCUACCACCACAGAAAAACCGAAAACGUGAGGAAAAAGGGAAAUUACAAUGAGUCUUCUCCAAAACACAGUCUGAAGAAGUGUCAUAGUGCAGAUAGGGACUCGUUUAAAAAUAAUACCACAAAGGCGCACAAUCAUAAGUACAAGGAAAUGGAGAGAAAUGAAAGAGACUCGCGUAAGGGACCAACUCCCCAUAAAGAGCAAAAAGGCCACAGUCCUAAGUCUUCUGUAUCAAACACAGCUUCAAAGAGCAUCCCUUCAACAGAAACAAUCACAGUUAAUUUGGAUUUGACGAAACCAACGGAUAAGUAUAGACAUAACAAUUCCAGCGAUAGACAGAUGUCUAAGAAUUUGACAGGUAGAAAGGAGACUUUUCGACCAGGCUUGGAACAAGGAGAUUCUGCCGCUGCAAGUUCCGCUGGGGUACCCAAAACUGAAUUCGCUCAGGAAAUUAUCACUAUUAUCCAUGAAAUCAAAGCAAACCAUUUUAUGUCUGCUGAUAUCACACUUCAUGAGCGAUUUUCCAAAUUGCAAACAGAAGGCAAUAAACAAGAUGUGAGUGCAAAGCAAGUCACACCACAAACUAAUCCUGAGAUCCACAGGCGAUUUGAUAUCUCCCUAGAAGAUCUCCAGAAAAAGACUCUUAACAGAACUGAUGUGCCACCACCUAGCCAGAGGGUGAUCGAAGAUCCAAACGAUUUACGUCAUGAUAUAGAGAGGCGUCGAAAAGAGAGGCUGCGGAGUGAAGAGAAUGGUAGUAGUGAUGUCAGCUUUCAUGAGAGGGAGUCAUCCGGCAGCUCAUACAGACCACAGAACAACGGAAGUGGCGAGUUUCACGAAUCUUCAAGGGGACCCAGACCUCCUUUCCGAAAGAUUCCAGGGCGACCUCCACUCCAGGGUCCUUAUCAUAGAAGAAAUCACUACCCGUCUUAUUCUUCUCAAAGCCAUUCUGAAAACGCAAACAAUAUUCGAAAGCCAUACACGGGACGCGGGAAUGCUGCCAUGGGAGUAUAACACAGUACCUCGAACAUAAUGAAGAUCGUGUCUUUCAAGGGGACAUCCUUUCCUGGACAUCUUCUAGAGAGCGAGAUAUACUGCCUGAUCUGUGGCUUUCAGACUGUUAUUGGACCCGUUAUAAUCCAUCAGCGUACGCGGCUAAGGAUGAUUGUAGUUGUCCACCAUCGUAUCCAUGUUUUUGAGAGUUGCAACUAAAAUGUAUCUGUUCUUAAUCUUAAAAAAUACUAUUUUUCUCUAGAGGAAUGCUGCACAAUCUUUUAUACUUUUUUUACUGCUGUUUUUGCCAGGCGGUGUUCAGCUGGAAAGUUUUAGUAUCAGGUUAUUACGUUUCUGCAAGAACAUUUUCAGAGGGGAUGUGGGGUUUGUUGGUUUGUCUUAUUUAUUAUACCUAUUUUUCUUAUGUUUUUGCUUUUUUUGUCUUUUAAAAAGCUUGUUUCAUUCAGUAUUUUCAUUUUAAAAUAGGGUUGUUUUUUUUGUGUUUGUUCAGAAGACUCAUGCAUUCAAACGUUUUGUGUAUUAACAAAAUAAAAGUGCCUGAAUCGUUUAGCUGUGGUUCGUGUGUUUAAAUCCUCCACUUUUUUCUUUCUAGCCUUUCGUAUUGCAAUCACCUCUGUCUGGAUAGUUGUUGGGGCAUGAAAUAUUAUUGUUCACCUUACAA
Spea bombifrons (plains spadefoot toad) is the source of this 2881-nucleotide messenger RNA. RefSeq names its product BCLAF1 and THRAP3 family member 3 (gene BCLAF3). The record is from RefSeq and is a predicted model, not a curated record. Gene Ontology annotation, biological process: positive regulation of transcription by RNA polymerase II. The transcript has 12 exons. Gene Ontology annotation, cellular component: mediator complex. NCBI's taxonomy places the organism in Eukaryota, Metazoa, Chordata, Amphibia, Anura, Pelobatidae. Gene Ontology annotation, molecular function: DNA binding; transcription coregulator activity. The coding region runs from base 298 to 2220 and encodes 640 amino acids.